Prunus armeniaca (apricot) is the source of this 1053-nucleotide messenger RNA. NCBI's taxonomy places the organism in Eukaryota, Viridiplantae, Streptophyta, Magnoliopsida, Rosales, Rosaceae. The record is from the annotation of a GenBank genome assembly.
AUGACAGUUGCCGUUGUUGACUUUUCUUCAUCCCAGAGAUGUCACGUGGGAUUGUUUCCUAUCUCUGGGCUCCCCCUUUUUCAUCACAAUGGGGCUGUGAGGCCCAGCCUUAUUCUGGGCCUUAUUUUUGCUGGGCUAGGUGUGUCAAUUUUUAGGCCCAAACAAGUCCCUGAUGCAGAAAUUGUUGACGUAGAUGAGGUGGAUCAUCUGCCUGUUUCACCUUUGAGAGAAGAACGUCCUUCUGAGUCGGAAUGCCAGGGGACUAUAUCCGAAACAGCUGCGCCGGCGGAGACUGAAUGCCCCCUGGUUGUUGGGGAGGUGAGGCUUGAGGAGACGACCUGUGAGGAGGGCCCUCUUGAAGAUGUUACGGCCGAGAAUUCUACUGAAGUGGUUGUCGAGGCGUUGGCUCUUGAAUUAGGGUCGAUGGAUUUUGAAAGGGAGUCAUCAGUUCUUGACCCGAAGGAGGCCGAGAUGCCUGAAAUUGAAAAUGCGAUGCCUGAGCCGACAGUGGAUCCUAUAGAUCAUGCUGAAGCUAGUCAGUAUUCGGGUUCUCCACAUGCCGAAAAGCAUAAGGUUCCAACUAUGUCCAAGGAGAGAGCGAAAUUGGUCUUGGCAAAGUGGGUGACUCUCUCGACAGAGGAGAGGGUGGGAGAUGAACAGAAGAGCAAAGUCUGUGAUGCCUUAGAUGUUCUUAGCCCUUCCUACCCGGAUUUUGCAUCCUCUUUUGAGACUGCCAAGCUAGACUUGUUAACCUUGGCUGGCAAAUUUCAACACAGUGAUGCUGCUCCAUUUCCUGAUGAUGAAGUGCCAUUGGAGGCCAAACUGGUCCGAUCCAGAGAAGAAAUGAAAGUGCAGCAUGAGGAGUUGGAGAAAUGCGAGCUACUGUGGAAACAAACAGAUUGGAGACUGAGGACCUCAGAGGCUCACUUGCAGCAGGUACUACUGCAAAAGGAGGAGUUCCAAGAUGAGGCUGAUCAAAUGCUAACGGCCCUGACCACUGCCAAAGAGGACAUUGACAAGGCCGAGAUGGACGUUGGGCUGGAGAUAUGGUAG